Messenger RNA from Phytophthora sojae, 1248 nucleotides. RefSeq lists its product as hypothetical. Bases 1 to 1248 code for a protein of 415 amino acids. NCBI's taxonomy places the organism in Eukaryota, Oomycota, Peronosporomycetes, Peronosporales, Peronosporaceae. The transcript has a single exon. The record is from RefSeq and is a predicted model, not a curated record.
AUGGCGGAUGCUGCGCUCGAGACUGGCGCGGUGGUGCAGGUGACGCAUGUGGCGAGCGGCUUCUCGUUCCGGGCGCUGGUGGAGCGCGGCAGUUCGUCGGGCGCGCUCAUGUUGAGCCUGUGCAGCUUGGAGAGGCCCUACGAGAAGCUGAAGGUGGCACUCAACGGCCACGUGAGUUGGGCGCUGGCCGCCGCCAAGUUCGCCGCCUUCCUCGUGGAGUUUGACGAGUCCAAGGGCGACGGCUUCCUGGUGCAUUUCAAGUCGCUGGCGCAUCAGAAGAAGACGAGCCGCUCAGAGUCCACUGGGUGGUUCUUGGGCGUGGCCUCGUCGCCGUCGCUGGGUCUCAUUGGCGACGCUGGCAAGGGCGAAGAGAGUUUGUUCCGCUUAACGGUCGUGUCCACCCGUGCCGCGUUCGCGCUGGACCCGACGCGGUCGCUGAUGACGCAGUCAAGGCAUGGCUCCAUACUGAGCGAGUCGCAGCGACGCUCGUUCAUGCAGCACGGAUACCUGCAGAUCCGCGGGGCCGUGCCGCUGCCAUUGGCGAACGCAGCGCUGCGCCGCAUCAACCACGACCUCGGCAUCCCUGGAAACAUGAUCGACGGCGGGGUGGAAGGCAACAUUAAGCUGGCGGGCAACACGUCCAACAGCGACGCGAUUCUCGAUCUGUACUACCUCUCAGACGUAUGCAAGUACGUAGAAGCGCUCGUUGGCGCAGACCAAGUUGUGCCGCCUCAAGGAGCGCAGAUCGCCCUGCGGUUCCCGGAACUUGGCGAGCCUCGUGAACCUUUGGGAACGGAAUGGCAUAUGGACGGCAUGCGGCAAGGCCGACUCCACCCGUUCACUCUGCUGGCAGGCAUCGCGCUGUCAAAUGUCCCGGAGCCGCUAUGCGGAAACCUGACUGUCUUCUCUGGAUCGCACGUCUCGCUUCACAGUCGCCUAACUGCAGACGGUAAGCUGCGCGGACACGACGACGAAUGCUACAAGGCCGACAGCGUGUGGGGGGAUGGCACGCUGCCUGAUCUUGGGGUUCCAGUACAGCUCCUGGCUGCACGUGGGGACCUGGUACUCGCGCACCCAAAUCUCGCACAUCGCGGUGGUCUCAACUUUUCCCCUGACAUUCGCUACCAAGUGUACUUCCGCAUCAAGCACAAGCAGCUCGAAGAGCUGCAGGACCAAUGCAUUGCUGACCUCUGGGCGGACUUACAGGGACUCAGCUUCGACGAGAAGAAGAAUUCUAUCGCCAACUAG